Messenger RNA from Vidua chalybeata, 645 nucleotides. RefSeq names its product coiled-coil domain containing 195 (gene CCDC195). The coding region runs from base 1 to 645 and encodes 214 amino acids. NCBI's taxonomy places the organism in Eukaryota, Metazoa, Chordata, Aves, Passeriformes, Viduidae. The record is from RefSeq and is a predicted model, not a curated record. The transcript has 3 exons.
AUGGAGGGGAACACGCACCUCCUGCAGGUCAUCCGCAAGAUGCGUUCCCAAAUCAACAAGCUGGAGCGGGAAAACAGGGCCCUGAAGGGAGAGCUGCGGGGCUGCGGGCAGACGGCGGUGCCGGCACGGGGAGAUGGGAGCGGCGCUGCGAGCAGAUGGGAGCUCGCCCUUGGUGCCGAGGGACCGGCGGCAUCCCCAGCAUCGCUGCCGGGCGGCGCCGCGGCCGCUGCAGCGCCGAGGGAGCACGCAGACACUGCCAUGACUGUGAGACGCUACCCCACCAUCUCCCCAGCUCCUGCUCCUUCCAGCACAAGGUCCCACUGGGCUGGCAGGAAGCCUCCAAGCACUGGGCUCCUGGAGGUGCCAGGCAGUGCCCAGCCACCAGCCCCUCCUGCUGCAGCACAGCUCACCAGGGAAGAGGAGAAAGGGCUUGAAAAAUCACCAGCCAGUUGUCUCUGCUACAGCCACUCCAGCAACACGAAGCUGUUUCAGGAGCACGUCUAUAAGUGCCAGGGUAAAGUGAAGGCUGUGAGUUUCCUCUUACCAACAGAUAUGUCAUCAUUUGCUGAAAAGCAAGGUUCUCUCAAAAGCCCACAAAAUCAGAGCACAAAACAUCUGAUGACCAUCACUGAAAAGGAUAUGUGA